Oppiella nova is the source of this 259-nucleotide messenger RNA. The record is from the annotation of a GenBank genome assembly. NCBI's taxonomy places the organism in Eukaryota, Metazoa, Arthropoda, Arachnida, Sarcoptiformes, Oppiidae.
GCCGGCAGUGCAUAUGAGUCGACGUGUACUGCAAUUGCUUUGAAUUGUGUUUACAAUUAAUACUCAUUUGAAUUGCGAUUACAAACCGAUUCACGAAAUGAGUGCAAAACACGUGACUAUUGUCUCGGCGUUAGUCACCGUUGCGGUGAUAAUAGUGUUGGCCAUGGAUUGGGCCGAAGCGGUGGCUAAAAAGAAAGAGCAAACACUGGGAGAACGGGUCCAACAGCUGACAGACCUGUCGCUGAAGAGGCCAACCAUA